This is a messenger RNA of Sorex fumeus (smoky shrew), 1087 nucleotides long. RefSeq names its product mediator complex subunit 18 (gene MED18). The transcript is spliced from 3 exons. Gene Ontology annotation, biological process: regulation of transcription by RNA polymerase II; termination of RNA polymerase II transcription. NCBI's taxonomy places the organism in Eukaryota, Metazoa, Chordata, Mammalia, Eulipotyphla, Soricidae. The coding region runs from base 158 to 784 and encodes 208 amino acids. The record is from RefSeq and is a predicted model, not a curated record. Gene Ontology annotation, molecular function: transcription coregulator activity. Gene Ontology annotation, cellular component: core mediator complex; mediator complex.
CGGCGGAGGAGGGAUGUUGUUGCACUGUCCAGGGGUUUGAGACUUUAGAACCCGUGACUCCUGGCGGCUCAGAGGCUGCGGGAUCCUCUGGUGCAUCCUGUUCUCUUUGUUUGAUUGGAAGCUUCAGAUCCCAGCCUGCUGAACUUAAUCAGAGACCAUGGAGGCACCUCCGGUGACCAUGAUGCCUGUCACUGGGGGCACCAUCAACAUGAUGGAGUAUCUGCUUCAAGGAAGUGUUCUGGACCACAGCUUGGAAAGCCUCAUCCACCGCCUUCGUGGUUUGUGCGACAACAUGGAGCCUGAGACGUUCCUUGACCACGAGAUGGUCUUCCUCCUGAAGGGCCAGCAGGCCAGUCCGUUUGUCCUAAGGGCCCGGCGCUCUAUGGAUCGGGCAGGGGCACCCUGGCAUCUGCGCUACCUGGGACAGCCUGAAAUGGGGGACAAGAACCGCCACGCACUGGUGCGAAACUGCGUGGACAUUUCCACUUCUGAGAACCUCACUGACUUCCUGAUGGAAAUGGGCUUCCGCAUGGACCAUGAGUUCGUUGCCAAGGGGCACCUGUUCCGCAAGGGCAUCAUGAAGGUCAUGGUGUACAAGAUCUUUCGCAUCUUGGUGCCAGGGAACGCAGACAGCACCGAGGCCCUGUCCCUGUCCUAUCUUGUGGAACUCAGUGUCGUGGCUCCAGCAGGGCAGGACGUGGUCUCUGAUGACAUGAGGAACUUUGCCGAACAGCUGAAGCCGCUGGUUCACCUGGAGAAAAUAGACCCCAAAAGACUCAUGUGAUGAGGGUGGUUUUCCACCAGGGCGGCUGAUCUGACCUGUUCUCUUACAAUGGUGUCAUCUUAGGUCUCCGGCUGCUUCCCUCAUCCAGGAGGUCGGAGAGCACAGAGUCGCUUCUUUGUUUUCCUUGGGUGGCAAGUUCACUUUUGUGACGGCCUUUCCAUAUUGCAAACUCAGGGUGACACAGAAUCUCUCUGAUCCCUCUGUAAAGAGGGGAAAUGGAAGUUAACUUUUGAAAAGAAAAAUCUUGUUUUGCCAUUUUUUAAUAAAGUUUGUAAGAUACAGACUAAGUGUGUUUCAUGUGGA